AUGGCGGACAACAAGGAUGCCUCGACCGGCCACACCAAGGAGAAAACCUUCCGCGCCUACACGAACGAGCAAGGUGCGACCUACUCCCAGGUGCGGCCAGGCUACCACCCCAACCUGUUCAAGCGCGUGUUAGACCACCAUGUUUCGACCGGUGGCCAACUGGGCACCCUCAUCGACGUUGGCUGCGGACCCGGAACGGCGACUCGGCCCUUGGCAGCACACUUCACUCAUGCCUUUGGACUCGAUCCAUCCGAAGGCAUGAUUUGCACUGCUCGUCAGAACGGCGGUACAUCUUCCUCAGGCGAGCCCAUCCAAUUCGAAUGCUCGGCCGCUGAGGACCUAGCCGCGGGCCAGAAUCUCAUUCCCGACGGCACAGCCGAUCUGAUCGUGGCCGCAACAGCGGCGCACUGGUUCGACAUCGCGAAAUUCUGGCCACGCGCCGCCGAGAUCCUCCGGCCCGGCGGCACGGUUGCAUUUUGGACCACCAGCGCCAUGGAGGCGCACCCGUCCGUGCCGAAUGCCGAAAAAAUCAACGCGGCGAUGGCGGAGCUGCGCGAGCGCGAGCUGAAGCCGUAUAUCGAGAAUGGCAAUCGCAUCAACCGGUCCCUGUACACAGAGAUGUUCCCCUUACCCUGGGAAUGCGAUCCGCCAGUGUCAGAAUUCGAGCAGAGCACCUUCUUCCGCAAGGAAUGGGGCACACCGAAUAACGACGAUGCGGAAGUGCAGGGCGGAGAGCUGUUUAUUCAUGGGCAGCGAGAGUUGUCACUUGAUUUGAUCGAGAAGAUGCUCGUGACUGGCAGUCCUAUACACCGGUGGCAGCAGGCUAAUCCAGAUAAGGUGGGCACGGAUCAAGAUAUAGUCAAGCUGAUGGUAAAUCAGAUUGCCAAAUUGUUGCAGGAGGCCGGUGUUCCUCCAGAGAAGGCGACAUUGAAGGGGAGUAUUUGUGGAGUUUUGAUCAUGGUCAAGAAGAAGGCGUAA
Penicillium lagena is the source of this 978-nucleotide messenger RNA. Its product is annotated as class I SAM-dependent methyltransferase. Gene Ontology annotation, molecular function: S-adenosylmethionine-dependent methyltransferase activity. The transcript has a single exon. NCBI's taxonomy places the organism in Eukaryota, Fungi, Ascomycota, Eurotiomycetes, Eurotiales, Aspergillaceae. Bases 1 to 978 code for a protein of 325 amino acids. The record is from RefSeq and is a predicted model, not a curated record.